UCGGUAUUCGUAUCAGCACUAAACACGUUGCAGUGCGAAAUUUUAUUUUUUUUAAAUAAAUGCUGCAAUUUGAAUAAAAGAGUUGUUCAAAUAGUUGCGUAGACCCCAAACGAAUCAGCAAUGGCCUCCAGUGAACGCAAAGGCACCUUUAAGGUGGAGUAUCUGCAGAAGAUCGAGCGGGAAGUGCAGCAGCGAUGGGAAACGGAGCGGGUGCACCAGUCGGAUGCCCCGACAGCCCCCAAGAAACGGCAGUCGGAGAAGUUCUUUGUGACCUUCCCCUUUCCCUACAUGAACGGGCGCCUCCAUCUGGGCCACACCUUCUCGCUCUCCAAGGCCGAGUACUCGGUGAGGUACCACCGCUUAAAGGGACGUCGGGUGCUCUGGCCUUUCGGGUUCCACUGCACUGGCAUGCCCAUCAAGGCUUGUGCGGAUAAGCUGACCCGCGAACUGGAGCAGUUCGGCUACCCGCCACAAUUUCCUCAGACCGAGGAAGUUGCUCCUGCGCCCAUCGAAACGGCAUCCGAGGUGCCUAAGGACAAGUCCAAGGGAAAGAAAAGCAAGGCGGUGGCCAAGACCGCCGGCGCCAAGUACCAGUGGCAAAUCAUGCAGAGCCUAGGACUCAAGGACGAGGAAAUCAAGGACUUUGCCAACGCCGAGCACUGGUUAAAGUACUUCCCACCGCUGGCGGUGCAGGAUCUCAAGCGGAUCGGCGUGCACAUCGACUGGCGACGCACCUUUAUUACCACUGACGCCAAUCCCUACUUCGACUCCUUCGUACGCUGGCAGUUCAACCACCUGAAGGAGCGAGGCAAGAUCAUGUACGGCAAGAGGUACACCAUCUACUCGCCCAAGGAUGGACAGCCCUGCAUGGACCACGAUCGUUCCACGGGCGAGGGAGUGGGUCCCCAGGAGUACACGCUCAUCAAGAUGAAGGUUCUGCAGGCGCCUAAGGCUUUGAGCUCCAUCAAGCAGCCCAUUUACAUGGUGGCAGCCACUCUGCGACCGGAAACCAUGUAUGGACAGACCAACUGCUGGUUGCAUCCGGACAUCAAAUACAUCGCCUGGCAGAGCAGCAAAAACAACGAGGUGUGGAUAAGCACCCGGCGGGCAGCCAGAAAUAUGACCUACCAGGGAUUCACUGCCGUCGAAGGAGACAUCAAGGUUUUGGCAGAAGUAACUGGCCAAGAUCUCUUGGGAGUUCCCCUCUCGGCUCCACUGACACCACACAAAACCGUUUACACACUGCCCAUGCUGAGCAUCAAGGAGGAUAAGGGUACCGGAGUGGUCACUUCCGUGCCCUCCGAUUCCCCCGAUGACUACGCUGCUCUGGUGGAUUUGCAAAAGAAGGAGGCUUUCCGCCAGAAGUACGGACUUAAGGAUGAGAUGGUGCUGCCCUAUGAACCCAUUCCGAUCAUCGAAGUGCCCACCCUGGGCAAGCUGAGUGCCGUCCAUGCCUAUGAAACUCUCAAGAUCCAAUCACAAAACGACAAGGAAAAGUUGGCCGAAGCAAAGGAAAUGUGCUAUCUAAAGAGUUUCUACGAUGGAGUUAUGUUGGUGGGCGAAUUUGCCGGCCGCAAGAUUCAGGACGUAAAGAAGGAUCUGCAGAAGCGUUUGGUCGAUGCCAAUGAGGCAGAUAUCUACUAUGAGCCUGAGAAGACCAUCAUGUCGCGUUCGGCCGACGAGUGCGUGGUGGCCCUGUGCAACCAGUGGUAUCUGAACUACGGCGAGCCCGUGUGGCAAGCGCAGGCCACGAAGAUACUGCAGGACAUGGAGACCUUCCACGAGGAGGCGCGCAACAACUUUGAAGCCUGCUUGAAUUGGCUGCACGAAUACGCCUGUUCCAGAACCUAUGGCCUGGGAACCAAACUGCCGUGGGACGAUAAGUGGUUGAUCGAAUCCCUCUCGGAUUCCACCAUCUACAUGGCGUUCUACACAGUGGUGCACUUGCUGCAGGGCGGCACUUUCCGCGGGGAGAAGCCGGGACCUUUCGGAAUUAAACCGUCUGACAUGACCGCUGAGGUGUGGGACUACAUAUUCUUCAAGGAGACUCCCCUGCCUAAAAAGACGGCCAUCAAACCGGACCAUCUUGCCGUUCUACGCCGCGAGUUCGAGUACUGGUAUCCGAUGGAUCUCCGCGUCUCUGGCAAGGAUCUCAUCAAUAACCACUUGACUUUCUGUCUGUACAAUCACGCCGCAAUUUGGCCGAACGACGAGAAUAAGUGGCCCAAGGGAAUGCGUGUAAACGGUCACCUUUUGCUGAACUCUGCUAAGAUGUCCAAGUCGGAUGGCAACUUCCUUACUCUAACCGAAGCUGUGGACAAGUUCUCAGCCGACGGCAUGCGUCUUUGCUUGGCCGACGCUGGCGACAGUGUGGAGGACGCCAACUUUGUAGAAAGCACUGCGGAUGCGGGUAUCCUGCGUCUGUACACUUUUAUCGAGUGGGUCAAGGAGAUGCUGGACAAUAGGAGCAGUUUGAGAAAGGGCGCAGACAAGACCUUCAACGAUCAGGUGUUCCUUAGCGAACUGAAUCUGAAAACACAGCAAACCGAUGAGAACUACCGAAAGAUGUUGUUCAAGGAGGCCUUGAGGAGUGGCUUCUACGAACUCCAGUUGGCCAGGGACAAGUACAGGGAGCUGUGUGGCGCCCAGGGAAUGCACGAGGACCUGGUGCUGGAGUUCAUCCGCAGGCAAGCUCUGCUGGUGUCUCCCAUUUGCCCACAUAUGGCGGAGCAUGUUUGGGGACUGCUGGGCAACAAGGAGUCCAUUGUUCUCGCUCGCUGGCCAGAAGUCGGACCCAUUAACGAAGUGGAUAUCCUGUGCUCGGAGUAUCUAAUGGAAGCUGCCCACUCCUUCCGUCUAAACCUCAAAAACAUGCUGCAAGUAAAGGGCAAAUCCGGAAAGGGUAAACCUGAUGUCCAGCCAGAAAAGCCGAACCGGGGACUGAUUUGGGUGGCCAAGACCUACCCUCCAUGGCAGUGCUGUGUCCUGGACACCAUGAAGGAGUUGUUCAACAAAUCCCAAGCCUUGCCGGAUAACAAGGUCAUCGCUGCCACUCUGCAACAAAAAGCUGAACUGAAGAAGUUUAUGAAACGCGUGAUGCCCUUCGCCCAGAUGAUCCGUGAGAAAGUGGAGUCUGGCAAGGGUGUUGCUGCUUUAGCCGUCACCUUGGAGUUUGACGAACGCCAGGUGUUGAUCAGUAACCUGGAGUAUCUGAAAAACACACUAGAUCUGGAUGUUUUGGAUAUCAAGUACACCGAUGAUCCCUCAGCACCCGAGAAAACUCGUGAGGAAGUUCGACCUGGCUCGCCCUUCAUUAGCUUCUCUGUGGCACCCAAUGUGAGCGUGGAGCUGACGAACCCCAUCGAGCGCUCCUCGUUGUUCCAGGUGAACACCGUCAUUUCCGAAGGCGAUACCGUACAGUCACUGCGCGAGAAACUUUCCAAAAUCAUUGGCCUCAAAACGGAUAAUGCCAACCUGAAAAUCUGGCGGUUUGAGGAUCCCCUUCUUGGCCCCAGGAAGAUACCCAGCUUUGAGGACUACAAGACUGGAAAGGUUGUGCUCAGCGAGGGAAACUUUGUUCUGGAUGUUGAGAACAAGAAAGUGAGCGUGGAUCAGGCGGGAAAACUGACCGAAGUGGGAAGGAAUUUCAUCUACGUGGUGGAUUAAAUCGAACAGCGUCACAAGUCUAACUAAUUUAUUCAUAGAAUGAAACCUAAACCUUGUAAAACCAAUAAAAUUCUUUGAGAAGCGGGUACCCAAAAAAUUAAA
Drosophila ficusphila is the source of this 3768-nucleotide messenger RNA. RefSeq names its product leucine--tRNA ligase, cytoplasmic (gene LeuRS). The transcript is spliced from 6 exons. Gene Ontology annotation, molecular function: aminoacyl-tRNA deacylase activity; leucine-tRNA ligase activity; ATP binding. Bases 121 to 3666 code for a protein of 1181 amino acids. Lineage: Eukaryota; Metazoa; Arthropoda; Insecta; Diptera; Drosophilidae. The record is from RefSeq and is a predicted model, not a curated record. Gene Ontology annotation, biological process: leucyl-tRNA aminoacylation.